GGCAGCCCAGGCGGUGGGCACUGUGCGAUGGCUGGGGCGGAGGGACUCAUGGACGAAGUAAGCUGGAAGGUCUUGGAGCGACGAGCCCGGGCCAAGCGCUCAGUGGUAACAGUGGUGUAGUUUAGCUGCAACGCUUAUGAUAAGAGUCCAGCUGAAAUGGCCCACUCACCCGAUGCAGCCUUCUCUUCACCUGCUUUGUUAAGGUCUGGUUCAGUUUAUGAACCUCUUAAAAGCAUUAAUCUUCCAAGACCUGAUAAUGAAACCCUUUGGGAUAAAUUGGAUCAUUAUUACAGAAUUGUCAAAUCAACAAUGCUGAUGUAUCAAAGUCCGACUACAGGGCUUUUUCCUACUAAAACAUGUGGUGGAGAUCAGAAGUCCAAAGUCCACGAGAGCCUGUACUGUGCUGCAGGCGCCUGGGCUCUGGCACUAGCAUACAGGCGCAUUGAUGAUGACAAGGGAAGGACCCAUGAGCUGGAGCACUCUGCUAUAAAAUGUAUGAGAGGAAUUCUCUACUGCUAUAUGCGUCAGGCUGAUAAGGUCCAGCAGUUUAAGCAAGACCCACGGCCCACAACGUGUCUCCACUCCAUUUUCAGUGUGCACACAGGAGACGAGUUACUCACCUACGAAGAAUAUGGCCAUCUUCAGAUAAAUGCGGUGUCGCUGUUUCUCCUGUACCUGGUGGAAAUGAUUUCUUCAGGGCUGCAGAUAAUCUAUAACACAGACGAGGUCUCUUUUAUUCAAAACCUUGUGUUUUGUGUAGAACGAGUUUACCGUGUUCCUGACUUUGGUGUCUGGGAAAGAGGAAGCAAAUACAACAACGGCGGCACAGAACUGCACUCGAGCUCUGUUGGUUUAGCAAAAGCAGCCUUAGAAGCAAUUAAUGGAUUUAACCUCUUUGGAAACCAGGGCUGUUCUUGGUCAGUGAUAUUUGUGGAUCUCGACGCUCACAAUCGCAACAGGCAGACACUGUGCUCCCUGUUACCCAGAGAAUCACGCUCUCAUAACACAGACGCUGCCCUGCUCCCAUGCAUCAGUUACCCUGCGUUUGCCUUGGAUGAUGAAGUUCUGUUCAGCCAGACACUUGAUAAAGUGAUCAGAAAAUUAAAAGGGAAAUAUGGAUUUAAGCGUUUCUUGAGAGACGGGUACAGAACAUCACUGGAAGAUCCCAACAGACGCUAUUACAAACCAGCUGAAAUUAAGCUCUUCGAUGGUAUUGAAUGUGAAUUUCCCAUAUUUUUUCUUUACAUGAUGAUUGAUGGUGUUUUUAGAGGUAAUCUUCAGCAAGUCAAGGAAUAUCAGGACCUUUUGACUCCUUUGCUUCAUCAGACCACAGAAGGAUAUCCUGUAGUACCAAAGUACUAUUAUGUGCCUGCUGACUUUGUAGAAUAUGAAAAGAGAAACCCUGGUAGUCAGAAACGGUUUCCUAGUAAUUGUGGCCGUGAUGGGAAAUUGUUUCUUUGGGGACAAGCUCUUUAUGUCAUUGCGAAACUCCUAGUUGAUGAGUUAAUCAGUCCUAAAGACAUCGACCCUGUCCAGCGCUUUGUCCCGCUCCAGAAUCAGCGUAAUGUGAGCAUGAGAUACUCCAAUCAGGGUCCACUGGAAAAUGACUUGGUGGUUCAUGUCGCACUUGUAGCAGAAAGCCAGCGCCUUCAAGUUUUCCUCAAUACAUAUGGUAUUCAAACUCAAACUCCUCAGCAGGUGGAACCUAUUCAGAUCUGGCCUCAGCAAGAGCUGGUAAAAGCUUAUUUCCAUCUGGGUAUCAAUGAAAAGCUAGGACUGUCCGGAAGACCAGAUAGGCCCAUUGGCUGCCUUGGCACAUCAAAGAUUUAUCGCAUCCUUGGCAAGACCGUGGUCUGCUAUCCCAUCAUCUUCGACCUGAGCGAUUUCUACAUGUCCCAGGACGUUCUCCUGCUGAUAGAUGACAUAAAGAAUGCACUACAGUUCAUUAAGCAAUACUGGAAAAUGCACGGACGCCCACUUUUCCUUCUUCUCAUCCGGGAAGACAACAUAAGAGGUAGCAGGUUCAACCCCAUAUUAGACAUGCUGGCAGCCUUUAAAAAGGGAGUAAUUGGAGGAGUCAAAGUUCAUGUUGAUCGUCUACAGACAUUGAUAUCUGGAGCUGUAGUAGAACAGCUUGACUUUCUACGCAUUAGUGACACAGAAAAACUUCCAGAAUUUAAGAGCUUUGAAGAACUUGAAUUUCCCAAGCAUUCAAAAGUCAAACGACAGAGCAGUACCGUAGAUACUCCUGAGCUGAGACAGGAACCGGACAUCACCAUUACCGAGUGGAGAAACAAAUCCACCCAUGAAAUCCUCCAGAAGCUGAAUGACUGCAGCUGUCUGGCCGGUCAAACCAUCCUGCUGGGUAUACUGCUGAAAAGAGAAGGCCCUAACUUCAUCACCAUGGAAGGUACUGUGUCUGAUCACAUUGAGAGAGUGUAUAGAAGAGCUGGCAGCAAAAAGCUUUGGCUGGCUGUGCGAUACGGGGCUGCAUUUACCCAGAAAUUUUCCUCCUCUAUAGCCCCUCACAUUACCACCUUUCUGGUGCAUGGGAAACAGGUAACUUUGGGUGCCUUUGGACAUGAAGAGGAGGUCAUCUCUAAUCCACUGUCUCCAAGAGUGAUUAAGAACAUUAUCUAUUAUAAGUGUAAUACCCAUGAUGAACGGGAGGCAGUCAUUCAGCAAGAACUGGUCAUCCAUAUUGGCUGGAUCAUCUCCAAUAGCCCCGAGUUGUUCAGUGGCAUGCUGAAAAUACGAAUUGGGUGGAUCAUCCAUGCCAUGGAGUAUGAACUACAGAUCCGCGGUGGAGAUGAGCCAGCCGUGGACUUGUAUCAGCUCUCGCCCAGUGAGGUUAAACAGCUACUCCUAGACAUUCUCCAGCCUCAGCAGAGUGGAAGAUGCUGGCUGGAUAGACGUCAGAUCGAUGGGUCAUUGAACAGAACUCCCCCAGGGUUCUACGACCGAGUAUGGCAGAUCCUGGAACGUACACCUAAUGGCAUAGUUGUAGCCGGGAAGCAUUUGCCACAGCAACCAACCUUGUCGGAUAUGACUAUGUAUGAGAUGAAUUUUUCUCUCCUCGUUGAAGACAUAUUGGGAAACAUUGACCAGCCAAAGUACAGACAGAUCAUUGUAGAGUUACUAAUGGUCGUGUCCAUUGUGCUGGAAAGAAACCCUGAACUAGAAUUUCAAGACAAAGUGGAUCUCGACAGACUGGUCAAAGAAGCAUUUCAUGAGUUCCAAAAGGACGAGAGUCGGCUCAAAGGAACGGAAAAACAAGAUGAUAUGACCUCCUUCUACAACACGCCCCCACUGGGAAAACGAGGAACCUGCAGCUAUCUGAUGAAGGUUGUGAUGAGCUUGCUGCUGGAAGGGGAAGUCAAGCCAAGCAAUGGGGACUCUUGUCUGGUUAGCUAGAGGGGGUGCAGAAAGCGGAGGUGAUGGCUGUGCCUUUUGUGUUGAAGCUAACUAGCCCAGGCAGCCAGUAAUGGGCGAACUGAUGUGUUAGCGAGGUAGAUGCUGUAUUCUGUUUGCUGGCAUUAGGCCUUUGCAUGCCAGCGGCAGUUGAAUGGUAGGCAGUGAUUGGAAUCAAGUGAAACCCCAGUUUUCGCCAUUUGUGCCAGCUUCACUGAACCAUAGAAAUAGUUUGUGAAUUGAAAAUUCAGUACUGCAUGUUUUGUGAUCAAAUAUUCCAUCAAAACUCUGCUUCUUUAGUCUGAAUUCUCACCUUCCAGCCAUUAAAACAAACUGGGCAGCUGAUGAGGCCGUACUGGGACUUAGGAGGUAGUGUGAGGACGGUGAAGGUGUACCGCUGUUGCACUAAAAACAGAAGAUGUGCAGCGCACAUCAAAAAAGGCAAAGUGAACGCUGAUAUUUAACUUCAGAAGCUGCAUUAUUAAUAACUCUUCAAAACUCUUAGUUUUUACCUUGUAAACAUGACUGCGGUUUGGUAUUGUGCUAAGUAUGAGAGUUGGAUAAGAUACAAUGUAUCAAACAGUUUCGGAGCACCUGUUAAAAACAGAAGUGUUCAGCAGUGUGUCAGCUGCCCUCACAUGCACAUGCCACAUGCAGGCAUAUAUACCUACACAUAAUUGCAAAUAAUAAAUAAACAUAAAAAUGUUUAAAUAGUUAAGUUUAGGACUGUUAACCUUGUAAAAGCAAAGUUGAAAGUCAAAAAAGUUCUGUUUUUGAACUAACAAAUGUAUCUGGAAACAUUCUUUGCUCAAGUUCAUAACACUGAACUUAACAGUCCUGAAUGUUUUCAUUUAAUUCAUUUGGAAAGUGGAAUUUGCUGCCAAAUUUACUUAUGCAAGUAGAUUAAGUGUUUAAAUCUUAUUAAACUAUUUCCUUCCUAGAUGUCACAAUGUGGCCCACUUGCUUGGGAUUGGGCUCCAAUCCCAGCAAGCAUUGUUUUUUCCUGACCAGUCCUCCCGAGUUUCAUCUAGGUAAUCAGAUUUGUCAUAUAGGAUAUGUAGCCUAAUGCAAGUCAACUGAUACCAAGUAAAUGUGUGUGUAGACUGAAGAAGCAGUCCCACACAGCUCUGACCAGGUCAAAGUAUGGCUGGCUCAUAGAACAUGUAUAGGACUCUGUGUGUGUGUCAGUCAGCAAGCCUGGGAAUAAUGGCUCAAUCCAGCCUUGCAAAUUAGACAGUGUGUGAAGAGAAGUUAUUAAAAGAUGGUCCUGAGGAAGCCACUCACAAAACUUAAGCCAGAAAAAGAGUCAUGAAGCCCAUAGAGGAGAAAAAGUUCCAGUGGUAGAUGGAUAGAGAAGAGAAAUUAAAGAAUGACAGAGAGGAAAGCCCUUGAAAUAUUUAAGACUUGUUAAAAUUCAGAAGAAAGUAAACACUUGUAUCCUUAAGAAUUAAUUUUUUUGAUUAGCUGAGCAAAGCUGCGAGGAACUGCUGUCUGGUGGAAACAGACACCACUAGCAGAUCUGCUUUCUGAGUGAGCUCCAGCUUCCUGUCCCAUGUUCGAGGUUUUGGCGCUUUCUUCUGCUGCUUGAAAGUGCUCAAAAUCAGCGACUGUGCAUCAACUUCUUAAAUUAUGAAAUCCAAAAUUUAUUGUUCUGGAAGAUAUUUUGGGAUGAUCAAUAAAUCUUGAUGUUCAUCUAUCAGAAACAAUGUCUGCUUUCUAAUUAGUAAAGCAAAAUAGUCCUGAGACUCAGAACACAGAAUUCAUGAAAUUUAGAAGUCCCAUUUGAUCUGCAGAGCCCACAUGUUUUAACAGCUGCACUCGAGGCUGACUGAAAUAUUAGCACAUGUAUUGGGGUAUGACAAGCCUUAAACCUGAUUUAAAGCUGCUCUGUCACACUGGCAGAGUCUCGGUGCUAAGUUUAUUGUACAAUCAGCCUCUGCUGGAAACUCCUGCCUGCAUAUCAAAUUCAACUGCAUUUCCAGAGCAUUGUUAGAAGCAAGAUGUUUUCCAGACUUCCUUCCAUUUUAUUUAAGGCUUAAAAAGAGACAUGUCAGCCUUUAAAAAUCAAAAUAUGAGAUCAUCUUGAUGUCAUCUUCCAUAAGCUUCCAAUAUUUUAUGGGUAUCAUUAAACAUUUGUUGAAUAUCUGAA
Messenger RNA from Arvicola amphibius (Eurasian water vole), 5560 nucleotides. RefSeq names its product phosphorylase kinase regulatory subunit beta (gene Phkb). The transcript has 32 exons. Gene Ontology annotation, molecular function: calmodulin binding. Lineage: Eukaryota; Metazoa; Chordata; Mammalia; Rodentia; Cricetidae. Gene Ontology annotation, cellular component: phosphorylase kinase complex. Gene Ontology annotation, biological process: glycogen metabolic process. The coding region runs from base 157 to 3414 and encodes 1085 amino acids. The record is from RefSeq and is a predicted model, not a curated record.